UGCAUUAGAAUGAGAGAGAUUGAGAUAACUAACUUAACAUCGAUAUAAGAAGACAAAUUACUGUAUGCGAGAGAUCCUCGAAAGCGUAUCUCUCGCGGUACUUUGAUGUCAUACGCCGAUACGUCUGCGCAGCGCUGCACUUUAGGUUCAGCAAAGCUACAAUUCGCCGCUAGAGGGAGACACAGCGCGCAGCUGCAGACACGCACUCCUGAUCCGGAUGCAAAAACGAGCAAAAAACCCAAAAUGAAAGUUUUGAAAGCACAUUCAAUAAAUUGUUACUUAUUGACACAUGUUUAAUGGCGUUUACGCAAACACUUGUUGGUUUGGUCCUUUACUAUCAGCUGCUGAAAGGAUCCAGGAGUGUCAAGACAACUGAGCAACAUCAGACGGAAGGAUUUAAUGCUUUUCAACAACUAUACGACAGAAACUACAAAAACAAUGAGUUAGACGAGAGCUUGAUACAUUUCAAGAAUUCACUUGAGAGACACGAGGUUGUGAACUCUGCGCUGAAGAAGUCAAACCAGUCUGCCAGGUAUGGAAUCAACCAGUUCUCUGAUUUAUCUCCAAAACAGUUUAAAGAACGCUACCUCACGGUCCAGGCCGAUGCUGUUCCAAAGUUUGACCCCACUAGGCCCGACAUCCGUGUGAAGACGAGUUAUCCAGUACGGUUUGAUUGGAGGGACCGUGGAGUUGUCGGACCAGUUCGAAACCAAAACGCGUGUGGAGGUUGCUGGGCCUUUAGUGUGGUGGAGGCUAUUGAAUCAGUAUCUGCUACACAUGCUGGAAAACUACAGGAGCUCAGUGUACAGCAAGUUCUAGACUGUUCUUACAGGAACCAUGGAUGCAAUGGUGGAUCUCCUGUUGAAACUUUGGACUGGCUCAUGAAGACCAAACUACAGUUAGUAAACCAGGUGGAGUAUCCUUUCAAAGCUGUUGCUGGGAUGUGUCAGUACUUUUCUCAGUCUCACGAUGGAGUCGUACUUACAAAUUAUUCAGCUUAUGACUUCAGUGGACUGGAAGAGAUAAUGAUAAGUAUACUGGUGGAGACGGGACCUCUUGUUGUCAUUGUGGAUGCCAUCAGCUGGCAGGAUUAUCUGGGUGGCAUCAUUCAACACCACUGCUCCAGUCAUAAUGCCAACCAUGCUGUAGUGAUCACCGGCUAUGAUACCACAGGGGAUGUGCCAUAUUGGAUAGUACGCAAUUCAUGGGGAACCUCAUGGGGUGAUAAUGGCUAUGUUUACAUAAAAAUAGGAAGCAACCUGUGUGGCAUUGCGGAAAGUGUUGCUGCUGUCUUCGUUUAAAGAGGUUAACAAUCUGUAUUAUUGAGGGAUCAGCAAAUAACAGAUAAACAUUUGAAAAUAUGGACAAGAACCUGAAUCAGGUCUCAAAAGCAGCUGGUAAACGGUCUCGUGUGGAUUGUGGUUUAUAGAUCAGGUUGCCUCUUGAAUUCAAAGCAAAUGAAGCCUAUUAAUGACAAAUAUUCCUAAUCCUGGAAAACAAUAUAGCUCAAAAUAAUCUCACAGUCAGGGCCAAUUUUAGUUAGGAAACACGAAAAAACAAAAAAGAUUUUAACACUUUUUGUGCAUUUAACAUGUGUUUUAUUUGGAUAAUAAUAAUAAUGUUGCACUGCUUUAGGGCACAUUGUUAACUCAUCAAGGAUAAUGUGACAAGUUAUGUAUUUCAAAAAAUGUUCAAAUGCUUUUUGAGCACACUGUAUUAUUGUAAAUACUACUGACAGCUUUACUACAGAUUCUUUUGCUAGAUAUCAUUUAUCUACUGUCCUACAUGUUUUGUAACUACACAGACUUUGUACUGUU
Messenger RNA from Triplophysa dalaica, 1817 nucleotides. RefSeq names its product cathepsin O (gene ctso). Lineage: Eukaryota; Metazoa; Chordata; Actinopteri; Cypriniformes; Nemacheilidae. Gene Ontology annotation, molecular function: cysteine-type endopeptidase activity. The transcript is spliced from 8 exons. The record is from RefSeq and is a predicted model, not a curated record. The coding region runs from base 297 to 1301 and encodes 334 amino acids. Gene Ontology annotation, cellular component: lysosome.